AGUUUAUAUUUUUUAAUAUAUGAUUUAGUAUAUUUUAUUGAAUAUAAUUUAAUUGAAGUUAAUUCUUCAUGUAUUGUUAUAAUUUUUUUAUUUGAUUGAAUAUCAUUAAUUUUUAUAAGAAUAGUUUUAUUUAUUUCUUCUUUUGUAAUUUUUUAUAGAGGUUCUUAUAUAAGAGGUGAUUUAAAUUUAAAUCGAUUUAUUUUAUUGGUAAUUAUAUUUGUUAUAUCUAUAAUAUUAAUAAUUAUAAGUCCUAAUUUAAUUAGGAUUUUAUUAGGAUGAGAUGGUUUAGGAUUAAUUUCAUAUUGUUUAGUAAUUUAUUAUCAAAAUAUUAAGUCUUUUAAUGCAGGAAUAUUAACUGUUCUUUCAAAUCGAAUUGGGGAUAUUUUUUUAUUAUUAUCAAUUUCUUGAAUAAUAAGAUUUGGAAGAUGAAAUUUUUAUUUUUAUUUAGAUAUAUUAAAAUCUAAUAAAAUAAUGAUAGUAAUUAUAUUAAUAAUUUUUAUUUCUUCUUUUACAAAAAGUGCUCAAAUUCCAUUUUCUUCAUGAUUACCAGCUGCUAUAGCUGCUCCUACCCCUGUUUCUUCUUUAGUUCAUUCUUCUACUUUAGUUACAGCAGGUGUUUAUUUAUUAAUUCGAUUUAGUAAUUUAUUUUUAAAUGAAAAUUUUAUUUUUAUAUUUAUUUUGUUAUCAAGAUUAACAAUAUUUAUAUCAGGUUUAAAUGCAAAUUUUGAAUUUGAUUUAAAAAAAAUUAUUGCUCUUUCUACAUUAAGACAAUUAGGUUUAAUAAUAAGAAUUUUAUUUUUAGGUUUUAAAUAUAUAGCUUUUUUUCAUUUAUUAAUACAUGCAUUUUUUAAGGCUUUAUUAUUUAUAUGUUCAGGAGUUUUUAUUCAUAGAUUAAAUAAUUUUCAAGAUAUUCGUAUUUUAGGUUCAAUAUUUAAUCAAAUACCUUUUACUUCUAUUUGUUUUCAUUUUUCUAAUUUAUCUUUAUGUGGUUUUCCUUUUUUGUCUGGAUUUUAUUCAAAGGAUAUUAUUUUAGAAAUAGUUUUAAUAAUAAAUUUUAAUUUAAUUAUUAUAAUUAUAUUUUUUUUAUCAACUUUAAUAACUGUUUCUUAUACUUUUCGUUUAAUUUAUUUUUCAAUAUUAGGUUGAUAUAAUAUAAUUAGUUUAAAUUUUCUAAAUGAUUACAAUUUAAAUUUAAAUAAUUCAAUAUAUUUUAUAUUAGUUAUAGUAGUUAUGGGAGGUUCAAUAUUUAUAUGAUUAAUUUUUCCUUAUAGAUAUAUUAUUAUUUUACCUUUUUAUUUUAAAAUUUUACCUAUUAUUAUUAUUAUUAUGGGUAUAUUAAUAGGAUUUAUAAUUUAUUAUUUGAAUAUUAAAAUAUUUAAUUUUAAAUUUUAUUUUUUAAGAAUAUUUUUUAGAAAUAUAUGAUUUUUACCUAUUAUUUCUACUUAUGGUUUAGUUAAAAACUUAAUAUUUAUUAAUAAGGAAAUAACAUUAAAUUUUAAUCAAAAUUGAAUA
Diprion similis is the source of this 1512-nucleotide messenger RNA. Its product is annotated as NADH-ubiquinone oxidoreductase chain 5-like. Gene Ontology annotation, molecular function: NADH dehydrogenase (ubiquinone) activity. Gene Ontology annotation, biological process: electron transport coupled proton transport; ATP synthesis coupled electron transport. The transcript has a single exon. The annotation marks the transcript as partial. The record is from RefSeq and is a predicted model, not a curated record. NCBI's taxonomy places the organism in Eukaryota, Metazoa, Arthropoda, Insecta, Hymenoptera, Diprionidae.